Purpureocillium takamizusanense is the source of this 5094-nucleotide messenger RNA. RefSeq lists its product as uncharacterized. The transcript has a single exon. Bases 903 to 5027 code for a protein of 1374 amino acids. The record is from RefSeq and is a predicted model, not a curated record. Lineage: Eukaryota; Fungi; Ascomycota; Sordariomycetes; Hypocreales; Ophiocordycipitaceae.
GACGGGAGCAACCUUAUAUCCCGAUGGCAGAUCACUCCACCCCAGCUUCUCGACUCUUCAAGCCACGAUGUAAGUGCACGUUCACGUAGAUGCUGCAGGUUUGAGUCGCCGUUGUAAACACGUUAUUUCCCAUGACCAAUAAACAUUUUUGCUUCCCCAAAACGAGGCGUGCGUCGGGGCUUCUUGUGGUCCUCGGGUCCCAUCGGUCAAACGGUCUUCUGCGCCUGUCGUUGGAAUGUGGUCACACCACGCAACGCAUUCCUGACGACGAUUCAAACCGGGUCCAGGCUCUUCGCCCGGCCGUGCUCGCCAGCCGAGCAGUAGUACGUAGGGGAAAUUGUUAUGACUUACGAUGUGGAGAUUGGCGUGGUAGGCGUGGGCGUGGGCUCGCGAAUCUGCGUCGUCCCCCCCCAAAGGAAGGAACCCAAGCCAAGUCAAAGUGCAUUCGAGGCCGGGCCGGCAGCAGCAGCAGUAGUAGCAGCAGACACGCGACGACUUUGAUUUUCUCGCGAUCCCCCCCUCCCCACUCCUUUUUUCACUCUCUUUAUACCAGAGCAAAAGGUGAUUCAUUGCUCAGACGGCGUCAGAUACACGACGACGACGACGACGGAGUGACGAGGUCGAAGCCCACGACGACGACGAAAGACGACGAAGGACGACGACGACAAAAAAGGUGGGACGAAAAUAGGUCGGACCGGACUAGACGGCAUGAAGGCUGGCUAUGUGUGGUGAGAGGGACGAGGAUCACGGACACCAACCACCCAACAGACCACCCGCGACAACGACGACGACGGUAUUUUCGUGAACAGCACCGGCCUGGGUUUCUCUUGCUUGAGGAAUAGUGCACCACCACACACUCUUUUCUUUGCUUUCGUGUUUUGUUACCCGCGGAGCCAUCAUCCAUGAUGGACUCGGCAUCAGCGGCGGCCCUCGCGCGCCGCCAGGGCACCCCCUCCGGGGGGGGCCUGGGGCUCAGCUGGCUGCUCGUCAUCGCCAUUGGUGGCGGCCUCAUCUUCUUCCUAGCGCUGGGCAUGCUGCUGAGCUGGUGGGUGAAGCGCCGCUUCGGCCCCUGCACGACCAAGGUGUACUCUGUGUCGAUGGAGGAGGUCACCAGCACGGGUAGGAAGGGCGGCAAGAAAGGUCGUGGUCUUCCGACGCGUCUGACCAAGCGCCGUCUGCUUGACGCCUCGCAGACGAACCUGCACUCGGCGUGGUCGAGCCGCUUCAGCAGCCGGCUGUCGCUCACGGGGACGACGGCCAUGGGCGGCGCCGGUGCGGCGGUGCCGCCUAUGCCGACGUAUGGCGGCGGUGGUGAUGGCAGUGGUGGACUGGGGAGGAACCAGAGCGGGAGGAGGCCGCGGAUCGGACAGAUCUUGGCUCGAGGACGAGGUCGAGGCGGGAAGGAUGGUGGCGAUGAUGAGAUUUUUGAUGUGGAGGGGGCCAGCGGGAGCGACGGCAGCGCGGGGACGACGACGACGACCAUGAUGAUGAUGGCGGGGGCGAACGGCGCGGGCGAGCAGACUCCUCGGGAGGAUGGAGAGGCGGCAGCAGCAGCAGCGACAGCGACGACGACGGCCGGGGCCAACAACAGGGCGGCCGAGGGAGGAGGAGGGUUUCUGCGUGAGAGCACGAACUUCUGGCGCAACAGCGAGCGCUGGAGCCGCAACAGCUGGUACGCCUUCUUUGGCAAGAUUUCGACGAUGCCGCGCUUCCCGUCGCUGCAGAGCAUCAAGAUGGAGGGGAGGGACGUGGAGAUGCAGGGAGACCAGCAGCAGCAGCAGCAGCAGCAGCAGCAUGAUGGUGGUAUGGAGGAGCCGAUCGUUGAUGAGCAGCUGCAACAACAACAAGAGGAGCAGCAGCAACGGCAGCAGCAGCACGCCCACUACCAGCUCUUCCCGCAGCUGCAGCCACACCAGCAGAAGCUCGACGAGUACCGCGGACAGACGUUCCACCAGCAGCAGCCGCAGCCACCACCACCAGCACUGCUCCAACAGCAACAGCAGCAACAACAGCAACAACAGCAGCAGCAGCAACAACAGCAACAGCAGCAGCAGAAGCCCAAGCAGGAGCUCAACAUCCCCAAGCGGCGCAGCAAGGACGCGGCCACGCUGCGGACGCUCAACGGCAUGGGGGCGGCGCCGCAUCUGCCCCCGCCGCCGCAGCGCCAGGAGCACUACCUGCAGCAGUUCCAGCAGCUGUCGCAGGACGAGCAGCAGCGGCAGCUCAUGGAGUUGCAGCAGCAGAUGGCGCAGCAGAUGCAGCUGAUACAGCAGCAACAGCAGCAGCAGCAAGACCAAGAUCAGCAGCAACAAGGGCCGCAGCCACAGCAGCAGCAGCAGCAGCAGCAGCAGCAGCAGCAGCAGCAGCAGCAGCAGCAGUGGUGGUCGCUGCAGUGGCCGUACCACAGCCCGCAGCACUCGCCGCAAAAGGCGAGCCAGCCCGCGUCGUCUUCGUCACUGUCGGCACAGCAGCAGCAGCAGCAACAGGACUCGGCGGCGGCGACGGCGGCGGCUGAAGACGCGCCCCGUGGCCGCGGCCGCCGGCUCUCCUCGCAGACGCACGCGCGGCGGUCCACCGUCGCGGACGCGGACCUGCGUAGCAUCCUGCGCUCGACGGACCAGCGGCUGCGCCAGGGCACCAGCCGCUCGCCCAACAAGCACAACAGUAUCAACAAGGGUAACACCGCGGCGGCGUCGUCAAACUCCCCGUCGCGGGCGUCGCGCGCUGGAGCGGGCCAGGUCCAGGUCCAAGCCGCAGCGACGCGCAGCUCCAACUCGUGGCGCCCGAGCAGCUCGGCGUCGGGGUCGGCGUCAACGGCGGCGCGCGGCACGGCGGGAGGGCGCGUCAGCCCCGUCAAGAGCCGUUCCGGCAGCGUCUCGCCCGUCAAGGGCCAGCUCUCGCGGAGCGGGUCGGCGGCGUCCAUCUCCAGCGCGGCCAACAGCCUCCUCGCCGAGGCCAUGGAGCAGCUCCUGCUGCCCGGCGGGACGAACAGCCCGAGCCGCGCUCAGAGCGGCAUGGACUGGGAGCUCCAGGGCGGCGGGGGAGCGUGGCAGAGCCAGCGCAGCCCGCAGCAGAGCAACAACGCCAGCCCCGAGAGGUCCUCGCAGGCGAGCCCGCGCCGCGCCCAGCAGCAGCAGCAGCAGCAGUCCGGGUCUGUCACGCCUCAGAGGAGCCCGCAGCGAGGAAGCCAGCAGCAGCAGCAACAGGGCAGCCCGCAGCGCGUCACUCCCCAGCGGAGCCCUCAACGGAACGCGCAGAGAAGCCCCCAGCGCAGUCCCCAGCGCAGCACGCAAAAGAACACCCAGAGGGCGCCCCAGCGCACCCUCUCCAAGCGCCGCUCCGUCGAUAGCGACGCCUCAAGCUCCCUCUCGACGCUGUACAGCGUGGGCGAGCCCGAGGAGAGGAACAGCGGCGCGAGGCACGCCGAGCCGCAGGGCGACGACGCGGACCCCUUUGUCGACCGCGCGCCCUCGCCGCACCGCUACCCAAACGUCCACGACCGCAAGGCCGUCUCGGGCCCUCGCCCGCUGCAGCGCGCCAACUCGGUCAGCCCGCGCAACCUCCUGACCCGCCGCGAGGUCGAGUCGCCGCUGCCCAAGCCGCUGCGUCCCAUCUCCGCCAACUUCCAGCCCGGCCACGGCAUUCGUCGGUCCGUGACGUUCCUCCCGCCCAAGCUGCAGCUGUGCGAGGAGACGCGCCCCAAGGAGGCGGCGGCGGCGGCGGUGCCCGCUGAGAGAGCCUCUACCGCAGAACCCGCACUCAUGUCGCCAUCCGAGGCGAGCUUCACCACCGAGUCGGUCCACAGCGUCGACUCGGACAAGACGGAGACGGCGGCGUGCGAGACGCCCCGCCCCGAGAGCGCCCUGAACAGCGAGCGCACGUCUCCGCCCAUGAGCCUCCUGACACCCAGGCGCGGCAGCCGCGCCUCGGACGUCUCGUCGUCGCCGUACAACGAGCACGACAUCCUGUCCAUGCUUCUGUCAGCGUCUGGCCCGCGGCGCGCCCUGCCUACGCCGCCUACGACCACCGUGACGGCGCCCGACGGCUCUGUCGUGUCCACGCCGCUGUCGCCGCGCCCCGUGGAUAGGGGCGAGCGUAACUCUGCCGUGCUGGAGCGCAAGAACUCGGAGGCGAGCUCCUACUACUCGACCGCGCCAACCGACGUCAGCCUCGCGGUCGCGUCCAACGGCUCGCCGCGGCGGUCCGCGGUCAAGGCCGCGAGGGAGCAGAUCGAGAAGCGCGAGCAGGACAAGGACGAGUCCCUGGCAAACAGACAGUCGCAGGACGUCGCAUCCACCAUCGCGGCCCUGCGUCGGAUGAACAGUGUCGUCAGCUCGCAGAGCCUGGGCUCCAUCGCCUCGACCAUCAUGGGCGGUGGCAGCGAGGCCGCCGACCCGCUGACGGACAGCCAGGAGGGCCCGUCGACGCCCAGCGCCCGCGUCCGCGUUCCGCUCGGCACGCCGCGCUCGCUGCCUCAGUCCAAGACCAUCGGCAGCCGCCACUACUUCAACCUCGGCAAGAACAGCCCGACCAAGAACUCCGCGCGCAUGCUCGGUGGCGGCGGCGGCGGUGGCCACAGGAAGACCGUCUCCGCGGACCCUCGCUUCAGCGGAAUGGUGUUACUCAAGGCCAACGGCAGCAUUGGCAGCAGCAGUAGCAGCAGCGCCGGUGGCAGGAAGCGCGACGUCAGCCAGAGCCCCACGAGGAGACAGCAGCAUCAUGUGCGCUCUGACGGAUCGCCACGGCGUCGCAAGGACGGCCGCACGCGAGGGUCCAACCUGAGCCGCGAGCCGUCCACUGCGUCCUCAGCGGCCCCUUCCAACGCGACCACAACCACCACGUCGUCGACAUGGGCUCCGAGCAAGGUCAAGCUCACGCCGGCCAAGUACCUCGCCGCCGAGGAGAUGCGCCGUGUCGAGCGGCGGUACAGCAGCGACAGCAGCAAGAGCUCGAGCGUCCAGGACAAGGAGGGCUUCCUGCUCUCGUCGCCCGAGGGCAAAGUGCAGCGUCGAUGGAUGAGGAUGUAAUCGAGAUGCUGCUGCCGCACCUUUUCAACUAAUGGCCGCUUCAGAAUGAGCCGAACUUCUUCAAAAC